This is a messenger RNA of Fusarium verticillioides 7600, 1116 nucleotides long. RefSeq lists its product as hypothetical. The transcript has 2 exons. The coding region runs from base 1 to 1116 and encodes 371 amino acids. NCBI's taxonomy places the organism in Eukaryota, Fungi, Ascomycota, Sordariomycetes, Hypocreales, Nectriaceae. The record is from RefSeq and is a predicted model, not a curated record.
AUGGCUUCGGAAGAAUCUGGAGGCGUUCCUGAUCCAAUUGGCAUAUUCGUAGACAACCAGAACUAUGCUUUGGAUGGUAAUGGGAAUAGACUGACCGCGAUGAGCCACUGGCUGUCACAACCUUUGGUUAUCGUACUGCCCAACAGCGUUACCUCGUAUGCCAGCUCGUCGCCGCCUUAUUGGAUAGAUGUACCCUUACUUCCCGGAGGUCCACAGACAGUGGUCGUCGCAGUCUGGGAUGCUUCAGACGCCGUAUUCGACUCUGCUCUGAUGAUUAAAGCUGAAGCCUGCGUUGACUGCAACGAACCUUUCCGACUUGCCUACGUCACAACCACAACUACAUUGGCAGCAGGCGAUACUCCCUACACCUCUACCAUCACUGCUUCGGGAACUGUGUCCGGAACGAUUGAAAUCGGGGUAGCAGCAGAAGAAACCACCAUCACUACCGAGGAGCCUGCAACGACGACAAUUGCAGACGAGACAACAACUACCUCUGAAGAGCCCUCCACAUCAACUGCUCAGGAUGAAUCAACAAAAACUUCUCAGGAGGCAACUAGUACUGCUGAAGAUACUAGUAUGGCAACAACUAGAAAAGAGGCGACCACUAUGACCACCCUUGAGGAGACGACUACUACGACUGCCAAGGAAACAACAUCUACUGCUUCAGGAACGGGCACAGACACUACUACAACCAUUAACACAGGCACUGCCACCGAAACUACCAUAGACGUUAUGGAGACAUCGACCGAAGCCAGUAGCUCAGUCACUUUAGAAGAACUCCCAAACUCUACCAUGGCAAUAAGAGUAACAACAAGUGUCGAACGAAUUGACACAUUUACAGAGUAUUCAACCGUCGUAAUCGAUUCCAUUACUGCCCCAACAUCUGAUACUACAACUAAAACAGUUCCAAAUUCUUCCAACGAGAGCACUACUAGCCUCGAAACAACGGGUUUGUCCGAAAGCUCCAUAGACAGUACAACUACCUCUCGGGAGGAAGUUCAAGUGUCAUCAACCGUUCUAGCAGUCCCAACGUCUACCGACGAGGUCACCCUGAGCUUGAGUAGUGGCCUCUCAAGCGGGUCAGCAACAAGUAAGCUCUCACCGCACAUAUCCUAA